GUGAAAUAGUCCAUAGUAUUAUCUUGUCUGUUGCGUAAAUUUAAUGAUUCUUACCUUACCUGCAUAUGUCUGUUUCUUACAGCCGCUUCAAAGGCCAAAAAUUCCUCAAGGUCCUACCAGAGCCAUGGGGUUGUUGUGCAUACCCACAUCAUCAUCAUCGUCCUCCUCGUCCAGUGCUGUUCCAACGUUGUUCCUCAUUUGUUGUGCAUUCUUUGUUUCUCAAGCUUUUGGGGCGAGAACUCCGCAUCCCGAGACGUUUCUUCCCUUCAUUUGGCCUCUGCCUGAAAAAUUCAGCUAUGGCAAUGAGACUCUUUCUGUUGAUCCUGCUCUCUCGCUCUCUGGCAAUGGUGCUGCCUUUAACAUUGUUCGAGAGGCUUUUGAAAGAUACAAAGGGAUCCUGUUCAAGCAUGGUGACAGGUUCAGUUUUAUCAGAACACUGAGGUCUGCCUAUGAUGUUAACAAAUUGAGUAUCAUUGUUCAUUCCAACAGUGAGGAGCUUCCACUUGGAGUGGAUGAAAGCUACAAUUUGUUCGUUUCAGGAGCCCAGCCGCUUUCUGGUGCUGGAGGGGUCACAAUCGAGGCAAAUACUGUUUUUGGUGCAUUGCGCGGAUUAGAGACAUUCAGCCAGUUGUGUUCUUUUGAUUAUACAACUAAAAGACUGCAAAUAAGCAAGGUACCUUGGUCCAUCCGAGAUAAGCCUAGAUUUCAAUAUCGUGGGCUUCUGUUGGAUACAUCAAGACAUUAUUUACCAGUUAACGUAAUUAAGCAGAUAAUUGAAGCUAUGUCCUACGCUAAACUUAAUGUUCUACAUUGGCACAUCAUAGACGAACAAUCAUUUCCCCUUGAAGUGCCUUCUUAUCCAAAUUUGUGGAAAGGUUCAUACUCAGAGUGGGAACGUUAUACAAUAGAGGAUGCACAUGAUAUAGUCAACUUUUCCAAAAUGAGAGGCAUAAAUGUGAUGGCGGAAGUGGAUGUCCCUGGUCAUGCAGCAUCAUGGGGUGUUGGAUAUCCUGAUCUUUGGCCAUCACCCUCCUGUAAGCAGCCACUAGAUGUUUCGAAGAAGUUUACUUUCGAUGUCCUGUCUGGUAUUCUAACAGAUAUGAGAAAAAUAUUCCCAUUUGAACUAUUUCACUUGGGUGGUGAUGAAGUGAAUACAGAUUGCUGGACUAAUACUUCUGCAGUGAAUGAAUGGCUAAAGAACAAGAACGUGACUGCUGAAGAGGCCUAUGAGUAUUUUGUACUAAAGGCUCAAAACAUAGCACUUACAAAAAAUUGGAGUCCGGUAAACUGGGAAGAAACCUUCAAUACUUUUCCAUCUAAGCUCCAUCCACGGACUGUAGUGCAUAACUGGUUGGGUCCUGGGGUUUGUCCAAAGGCUGUUGCAAAAGGUUUCAGGUGUAUUUUCAGUAACCAAGGUGUAUGGUAUCUCGACCAUCUAAAUGUACCUUGGGAAGUUGUCUAUGAUGCUGAUCCACUCGAAGGAAUUCAGAAAGCUUCAGAGAAAAAACUAGUGAUUGGAGGAGAAGUCUGUAUGUGGGGCGAGACAGCUGAUACAUCAGACGUUCAGCAAACAAUAUGGCCUCGAGCAGCAGCAGCAGCAGAACGAUUAUGGAGUCCUAGAGAAUUUACUUCAGGAAAACAUGCUAGAGUAACAGCACUGAAAAGGUUGCAAUACUUCAGAUGUCUCUUGAAUAGACGUGGGGUUGCAGCUGCUCCUGUCACAAAUUAUUAUGCCAGAACUCCUCCUGAUGGUCCAGGCUCAUGCUUGGUGCAGUAAAGUUAUUCAUCUGUGCAUGUCUAGACUAUUGUGAAUGUAAACUCAUGUUUAUCUAGCUAGGGGUUAGUGAAUGAUAGAUAUUUGUGGUUCAUUGACAGCAUUCAUAGUGUAACUUAUUGUCGAAUUCAAUAAACAAUAUUUGUUCACCUGUU
Messenger RNA from Vigna radiata var. radiata (mung bean), 1929 nucleotides. Its product is annotated as beta-hexosaminidase 1. The record is from RefSeq and is a predicted model, not a curated record. Gene Ontology annotation, molecular function: beta-N-acetylhexosaminidase activity. NCBI's taxonomy places the organism in Eukaryota, Viridiplantae, Streptophyta, Magnoliopsida, Fabales, Fabaceae. The transcript is spliced from 16 exons. Gene Ontology annotation, biological process: carbohydrate metabolic process; glycosaminoglycan metabolic process. Gene Ontology annotation, cellular component: membrane. The coding region runs from base 44 to 1777 and encodes 577 amino acids.